Messenger RNA from Strongylus vulgaris, 315 nucleotides. The record is from the annotation of a GenBank genome assembly. Lineage: Eukaryota; Metazoa; Nematoda; Chromadorea; Rhabditida; Strongylidae.
AUGGCCGUUGAACCCGUAAGGCUUCACCAUGAAGUAGUUGGCUUUGCUGUGAAUCGACUUCAAUAUGUCUUAUUGGCAGAAGCAUGGCGUCUUGUUGGUGAUAAUGUGUUAUCACCAGAGGAUGUAGAUAAGGUGAUGAGGGCCGGUCUUGGACCACGUUAUGCAAUCUAUGGGCCACUGCAAACAGUACAUCUUAAUGCUAAUGGUAUUCGUGACUAUUUCGUCCGGUAUGGUGAUGGGAUCCGUAAGGUUAUGGCAGAUAUGGGUCCUAUACCUACAUUCAAAGAAGAUGCUGUAAUUCAAAAAUUGGAAUCA